Molecule: messenger RNA, 3205 nt
Organism: Python bivittatus (Burmese python)
Lineage: Eukaryota; Metazoa; Chordata; Lepidosauria; Squamata; Pythonidae
Gene: CSNK1G2
Product: casein kinase 1 gamma 2
Biological process (GO): protein phosphorylation
Molecular function (GO): ATP binding; protein serine/threonine kinase activity
Source: RefSeq, a predicted model, not a curated record
AUGGCAGUGGUGUAACCGUGGAGAGGCCAGGGUAUCACAAACUUAUGGAUUUUGAUAAGAGAGGAGGGAAGGGGGAAAACGAGGAGACUAGAAGAAUGUCUAAAACGGGUGGAAGCCGGAGCACUCAUGGGAGCCGAACAGCAGGGACCAACUCCGGAGUCUUAAUGGUGGGCCCGAAUUUUCGCGUUGGGAAGAAGAUUGGAUGUGGCAACUUUGGGGAACUUCGGCUAGGGAAGAACCUCUACACAAAUGAAUAUGUAGCAAUCAAGUUGGAACCUAUCAAAUCCAGAGCUCCUCAGUUGCAUUUGGAGUACCGAUUCUACAAACAGCUUGGCAAUGCAGAAGGAAUCCCUCAGGUGUACUACUUUGGCCCAUGUGGAAAGUACAACGCCAUGGUCUUGGAGUUGCUCGGCCCAAGCCUGGAAGACCUCUUUGACCUGUGUGACCGGACAUUCACUCUCAAGACCGUUCUUAUGAUUGCCAUCCAACUGAUUACACGGAUGGAGUACGUCCACACCAAAAGCCUGAUCUACAGAGACGUAAAGCCAGAAAACUUCCUGGUGGGGCGGCCCGGAAGCAAGCGUCAGCACACCAUCCACAUAAUUGACUUUGGCCUGGCCAAAGAGUACAUUGACCCAGAGACCAAAAAGCAUAUCCCCUACCGAGAGCACAAGAGCCUGACAGGAACGGCACGGUACAUGAGCAUCAACACCCACCUGGGGAAAGAACAAAGCCGAAGAGAUGACCUAGAAGCACUUGGUCACAUGUUCAUGUACUUCCUCCGAGGAAGUCUGCCCUGGCAAGGCCUCAAGGCAGACACCCUGAAAGAGCGGUACCAGAAGAUUGGUGAUACCAAGAGAGCCACACCCGUUGAAGUGCUGUGUGAAAACUUCCCCGAGGAGAUGGCCACAUAUCUCCGCUAUGUGCGGCGUCUGGACUUCUUUGAAAAGCCAGAUUAUGACUAUCUAAGGAAACUUUUCACAGACCUGUUUGACCGGAACGGCUACGUCUUUGAUUAUGAAUAUGACUGGGCUGGGAAGCCUUUACCCACCCCUAUUGGCACAAUCCAGAGUGACGUACAAGUCCAGCCUCCAAACAGGGAGAAAGCACAGCAGUACAUCAAACAGCAGGUCAUGAGUUCUACCAAUGGGGAGCUGAACACGGAUGACCCCACUGCCGGCCACUCAAAUGCCCCCAUCACUGCACCUGCCGAGGUUGAGGUGGCAGACGACACAAAGUGCUGCUGUUUCUUUAAGAGGAGGAAGAGGAAAACCACCCAGCGCCACAAGUGAAAUAUUCCUGUUGGCCAAAGCCAGGAUCCUACUGGGACUGCGUUUUCCCCACCCUCCUUUCACUUCCUGGCUGAGGAUAAUGGAUCUUGAUUGAAUGGAAGGGGGAACAGCUUCCCCGCCUGCUCUCCCACUCCAGUUUUAUUGGUGGGUAGGGACACAAGCGGCUUUGACUCUCCUAGCAGGCACAUCGGGGGCUUCCCCCAUCCGUUUUUUUUUUCUUUUCCCUUCCUCCCAGGAGAAGCAAACGGAGGGGUGGGGCGGGCACUGGCAGAAACAGAAAAGCACGUUGGACUUCUUGCUCAAGUGUCCUCCUCCUCUUCCUCCUGGUCCAUAGAGAAAAAAAGCAUUAAUAUUUAUGCAGCGGUUCUCCCCCCUCCCCCCCCCAUUGUCAGUUUAUUCGUCCUCCACCCCUCUUUGGAGCUCCUUGAAUAGCUUUUGGAACAAAAACAGAAAAUGGGAAUCAAUUCUACUUGUUUACCUUUAGAAGAAGCGAAGUGAUGAUUCUGAGAACAACGCCUGCACCUAUUUCUUCUUCUCUGUUUGCUUCAGUCUCUCUUAAUUUAAAAAUUGCAUUUUUGGUCCUCGUGCCGGAGCAUCUCCCCACCCCUACACCCUUCCCGUUGUAGCAAUGCAAAUGGUCUUGCUUUGUUGUUUUGCUUUGAUUUUUAAGGAUGUUUCCCCCCUCCCCCCACAAUGUCUGCCUGGUUGCCCUCUUUCAGUUUAAUUCCCCCAGCCCUGCCAAAUUACUCAUUGGUGACAUCCGUUAGGGGAGCUUUGCCCCCCUUCCCCAAAUCACGCGAGAGGCAAAAUAGAUGUAUCGUGCAGGGGUCGGGGAAUAAUUACACUUCCUCAUUUCUCAGUGCACUUUCUUUUGUAGCAAUACCAGCAACAUCUGUGUCUUGAAAAUGAUCCAAUUUUAGAUUUAUUUUUAAAAUGUUAAAUAAGACCUACCCACUCCCAGGUGGGGGAGAAUAAGGGCAAAAGUCUUGGAUCUCAGGAACGGCAACCUGCCAAACAUAACCCCAAAGCCAACGUCCAUUGUUAGAGAAUCGUGGAGAAGAAGGGGACCUUUCAUGACCAAAGUGAAACCUACAUGGACAGGAUCACUAGGUGAGAUCGUUCCAUAUGGUGGCCCUCACAGCCCCUGGGGCAUCGGAGGUACUUGCCAAUUUUAUUUGAAAUAAAUAGGUGGCAAGAGUUACACAAACUUCUAUUUGGGUGGAGAGAGGCCCUCUGAUGAAGCUUUGUGUAAGGACAAUCCACUCUGUUGUUUUUGUCUGUUCUUUCUCAAAAAUCCAUCAGCCACUUGCACUUCCAGCUUCCCAGUUGGGUGAUGGCUAACUUUGAAUCAGCUCCUGCAGAAACGUCGGAAUGACUGUUAGGAGGAUGGAAAUGAGCAAAAGGUUUAGCGGGUCUGUUACAAAAAAUAUCCAAGCCAAGCCAAAAUCUACUUUGCUAGGGAAGGAGAUGGGCUUAGAAUAUGGCCUGCUUCUGGCUUUCAUAUGGUGGGAGGAGCAUGUCUACCCCUUUGCAUUUCAUCACUCACUUACACGUCUGCCCCAACCUUCCACUGUGCGAGACAAAGAUGUGCCUGGUUACACUGCAGCCCGUACUAUGUCUGUUGACUGCAUAACUCCUGGAUUUGCGUACACCCGUCCCUUUUGGUCCUCCCGUUGGCCAGGUCAAAACGAACAGCUGGUCUGCAGCCAUCAAAGCUACGUGCAUCUGAGUUGCUUCAGCAUUGUGACAAUAGCAGUGCGGCUUCAGUACUUCCUUACAUAUACUUUUACACCAGGGAUAGGACAAUUGGCCCUGUGUUGCUCCAAAAUACUUGUCUUUCGCCCCUGUGUUGUAAUUACGGCACUUGGGAUGUCAGGAAGUGGCCUGCUGGGGAAGUGGCAGGGUGGGGGUAG